Messenger RNA from Paramecium pentaurelia, 426 nucleotides. Lineage: Eukaryota; Ciliophora; Oligohymenophorea; Peniculida; Parameciidae. The record is from the annotation of a GenBank genome assembly.
AUGUUAUUGGAUGUAUUCUAAAAGCAAUCCUAAAAUUGGUGGUUAUAGUCAAAAUAUUCCUUUUAUAAAUAUGUAAGAAUUUUGCACUAGACUAAAAGGAAAUAAUUCCUUAGAAUGUCUUUCUUAAACAGUCUAUGUUCAGUUUCUUUAAAUGAAAUUUGUCAAGAUAGACGAUAUCUUUAAAUUUGUUAAAGUAUGAACUCUCUACAAUUAUGUGCUAAUAGUAUUAGAUAAGAGGGAUAUUGUACUUAUUAAAACUAAUCUUGUUAAGUAUUAUCUAAUUGUACUCAAUUAAAAAGUAUAUUUGAAUGUUUUUUAUUUGAUAAAGCAUGCUAAUAGAAUACAAGCUAUCAAAAUGAGAUUAUUAGCUUUGAUAGCUUGUUUUAAUAUAUAUAUGAAAAGUGUACCUUCUAAUCAAUUACAUGA